CUUUAGUCGCUCGAGUUCUGUCGAUCGAAGUGGACGUGUGCCGGCUUUAUAUUUCGGGUGAUGCACAAUUGUCAAUUGAAAGUGUAGAGUAAGUGGGAUCGCAAAUAAAUAAAUAACACAUGCAUAAAAGUGUAGAGAACUAAAUCGAAAUGUCCAACUUUGAAUGUUAUCUGCAAGAAAUUGCCGAGGAUAUCCGUAAUCCUAACGAUCCUAGCAACAUUAAAGACUUGAAUGUCGUGAAGAAUUAUGUGCUUAAAAUACUGCGCCUGCAGGACUCCUACUUUAAUAGCAUAUGCAAAAAUGAUAUCCUAUUUGGCAGCUUGGCCCAUAAAGUGCGUAUCUAUAACGACGAUGAAGCGGAUGUUUUGAUGGAGCUGCGCUUUCCGGCGUACACGCGCAUCAAACAGGUGGAAGACGUCAAACGGCCGGGUUUUGUGUUCCUUGACUUUUCGCAGGCUUGCAGCGAUACUAUGAUAGCCAAUCGCCUGGCCAACAAUAAGGGCAGGAUCAUGUCCCAGUCGAAGCUAAGGAGCUGGAUAGAUAGGAUUUUUACGAAUGCCUUGUACAACUACGGCAAUGUGGUUCACGGCAUCUACGAGGACUACCAACUGAAGUACUUUUGGCGCGGCGUGGCCUAUACGAUCCAAGCGGUUUCGCAUCUUCGCACAUUUUCCAUUGACUUUGUGCCGGCCGUAAAAAUUGCCGGUCAGACCACUGGCAACUGGCAUGCUAUACCCAAGUUCUCGAACAUUGCCGGUCCUAUGCACCAUUACACCUUCAUGAUUAGCAACGUGGAGGCGGAGCUGCAGCACGUGGCGCGUUGUGGCCAAAAGUUGCGUGACGUUUUGCGCCUGCUGCAGGCUUUCCGCACCUCAAAGAAUUUGCCAAAGCUGCGCUGCACUCACUUUGUUAACCUGGCCAUUUGGCUAUCCACGCGUAUGGGCUACCAGACCCUAUUCUAUAUGUCAGUUAGUGACCUCUUUUUGCAGAUACUGUACGAGCUUUGCGAAGCCUUUGACGAGGGUCAUUUGCCAUAUAUAUGGAAUUGUCAAAUGAAUCUCCUCGGGAAUUUUAAGAACAUGGAGAUAUUGCAGUAUCAUCGUGAAUUAGUGGAUGCCUACACCACACUUGAUUCAUACCCUUGUCAGCCAGCUCUAAGCUUUGCCCGUUGCCUCAGCCACUUUGAAUAGACAGGCGCAUGGAGAAAAUACUUUUUAUAUAACAUUAUAUAUUAUAUAACAAAAAGCUGGAACGAAUACCAUUUUUAUAUUG
This is a messenger RNA of Drosophila mojavensis, 1272 nucleotides long. RefSeq lists its product as uncharacterized. Bases 150 to 1190 code for a protein of 346 amino acids. The record is from RefSeq and is a predicted model, not a curated record. NCBI's taxonomy places the organism in Eukaryota, Metazoa, Arthropoda, Insecta, Diptera, Drosophilidae. The transcript has 4 exons.